AGCCAACUUUUCAAGAACGAAAGAUGAGCAACUCCAUUCUGGUAGAGGUUCUUUCAUUGGAGAAUUUUUGAGCUACAAUAAUCCUUUUAACGCUGCGCACACAUACAGGGAUUACACGUGUAGGGGAUUAAAACCACAGUUAAGUUGUAGGUUGAAGGGGCUGUUAAGGACUUCAGGCAACAUUAAAUCAACACUCUGUUCUUUUCUGUGUUCCACAUCUGGGCGCCUCCUGUAUAGCAGUUGUUGCUCUAGGUGCUAGAGGUAUACAGAGGAACUGGACAGGGCAAGGAAAAGAAAAGGCUCCUUCUUUCGAAGAACUAGCAUUCUCUUGGAAGAGACAAGCUUGUGGUGAGAAGUAUAUUUGUGAAAUCUACGAGGGGAGGGAGCAGCGCAGUAAUAAAACGGGUGAUCCUUUGUUGAUUUCUUAUUGGGUUCUGGCCUGAAAGGCGACUGUAUAAUCAGCUGGGAUUCCUGCAAUGAUUAACAUUCCAGGAAGGGAAGCCAGCCUGUGAAGACGCUUGGCGUUGAAACAGGAAAUGGCGAAAAGUCUUUUGAAGACAUCCUCUCUGUCUGGAAGGACAAAAUUGCUACAUCAAACAGGAUUGUCACUUUAUAGUACAUCCCAUGGAUUUUAUGAGGAAGAAGUGAAAAAAAAACUUCAGCAGUUUCCUGGUGGAUCCAUUGACCUUCAGAAGGAAGACAAUGGCAUUGGCGUUCUUACUCUGAACAAUCCAAGUAAAAUGAAUGCCUUCUCAGGUGUUAUGAUGCUACAACUUCUGGAAAAAGUAAUUGAAUUGGAAAAUUGGACAGAGGGGAAAGGUCUCAUUGUCCGUGGGGCAAAAAAUACUUUCUCUUCAGGAUCUGAUCUGAAUGCUGUGAAAUCACUAGGAACUCCAGAGGAUGGAAUGGCCGUAUGCAUGUUCAUGCAAAACACCUUAACAAGAUUUAUGAGACUUCCUUUAAUAAGUGUUGCGCUGGUUCAAGGUUGGGCAUUGGGUGGAGGAGCAGAAUUUACUACAGCAUGUGAUUUCAGGUUAAUGACUCCAGAGAGUAAGAUCAGAUUCGUCCACAAAGAGAUGGGCAUAAUACCAAGCUGGGGUGGCACCACCCGGCUAGUUGAAAUAAUUGGAAGUAGACAAGCUCUGAAAGUGUUGAGUGGGGCCCUUAAACUGGAUUCAAAAAAUGCUCUAAACAUAGGAAUGGUUGAAGAGGUCUUGCAGUCUUCAGAUGAAACUAAAUCUCUAGAAGAGGCACAAGAAUGGCUAAAGCAAUUCAUCCAAGGGCCACCGGAAGUAAUUAGAGCUUUGAAAAAAUCUGUUUGUUCAGGCAGAGAGCUAUAUUUGGAGGAAGCAUUACAGAACGAAAGAGAUCUUUUAGGAACAGUUUGGGGUGGGCCUGCAAAUUUAGAGGCUAUUGCUAAGAAAGGAAAAUUUAAUAAAUAAUUGGUUUUUCAUGUGGAUGCACUCCAAGUAAAGCUCCAGUGAUGAAUAUGUAUAAAUGUUAAAUGAUAUUAAAUAUGAACAUCAGAAUUACUUUGAAGGCUACUAUUAAUAUGCAGACUUAUUUUUAAUCAUUUGAAUAUCUGAACUCAUUUACCUUAUUUCUUGCCAAUUACUCAUUUGGGUAUUUACUGCGUAAUCUGGAACAUUUAGCUAAAAUACACACUUUUGGCUUAAAAAUUAUUGCUGUCAAUUCCAAUAAUAAUUCUUAGCUUAUAACCAAAGAGCAGUGUUUAAAAGGAGAGCUUCUAUACAAAACCUAUUCCUGGUGUUACUUUUCAUAAAAUUUUUGUUCUGUCUUACCUGCAAAUAAUUUACCAAAAUAACUGAAUGAGUGUUGCUGUUAAAGAACAAAAGUGGGGAGGUAUCAGGGAAAAAGAAAACAAGAAAGGGGUAUGAUCAAUCAUUUUCUUCUGCUCCAAACAGCCGGAGUAAAAUUCAUGGGAAACAGCCCUUCAUUUAAAAAAAGAUGUACCUCACUACCCACUACAAAUUUGGAACUUUAUUUGAUCUUUUCAAUAAUUAGUUUUCUAUUGUAAAUUAUCUACUAAACCAUGGUAGCCAUGACAUGGAAAGUCAACUGAUUCUACAGUUGGACAUUCGUGUGCCCUGGAAUUUCCAACUAGUAAUAAACAACUACUGUUGAUGUAGUUUUAAACCACUCGAAGGGACUCAUGAAGCAUCCUGCAACAUAAAUUUGCAUUUUUACAUCAGAUUUCUUUUUUUUUCCUGAAAAACAACUAACCUUCUUUUAUUAACUAUCUUUCAAAAGUAAAUGUAAUAAAAAUGCACAACAUAAAAUUUUUGAUUAUCCCAGCAGUACACUUUUUAAAAAAUGUGAAAGUCAAAGAAUUAAGUUGUAGUUCUGACUCAUCACAAGAGGUCAAAAGUAUUUGCUACUGUAACAUUCAAUUCACAUUUGAGAAUCAUGGUAAAAAUAACUUGCAUUUGCCUUAUCAUCAUGAUCCUCCUGUUGAGUUAGGAAAAUAUGGUUAGACAGACUCACAUUACUUUUUUUCAGAGGUAAACUCUAGAUUACUGUGUCAACCCAAUACUAUUUGGCCAUAGAUGUAAAAACUACCAAAUAAAAGUGGAUUUUGUGGUCUAUAA
Messenger RNA from Symphalangus syndactylus (siamang), 2609 nucleotides. It is a transcript of the gene ECHDC1, whose product is annotated as ethylmalonyl-CoA decarboxylase 1. Gene Ontology annotation, biological process: fatty acid beta-oxidation. The record is from RefSeq and is a predicted model, not a curated record. NCBI's taxonomy places the organism in Eukaryota, Metazoa, Chordata, Mammalia, Primates, Hylobatidae. Gene Ontology annotation, cellular component: cytosol. Gene Ontology annotation, molecular function: catalytic activity.